AUGCAGCACGGCACCGACGUGGUCAUCGGAGACUUUGACGACGAGCAGGAGGCGGCGCGCGCGUACGACGCGAGGGCGCGGCAGAUCCACGGCGACAACGCCAUCCUCAACUUUCCGGGGGACGGGCCCGAGCAGCAGCAGAGGCGCAUGCCGGAGUCGGUUGGGCGGGCGAUCGGGGAGCUCAGGGCGGCCGUGGGUCGCUGUGGCCCACGCUUGGCCGAGGCGAUCGGGCAGGCGAUAGAGCUGCUGCAGGAGGCGGCGGCAGCCGAUCGGGGCGCCCCCGCGCUUGCCGGAGGUGGGGGCUCGCUUUGCGGCGCGGGCGCGCCAGCCCGCGCCGAGCAGAGCGCGCAAGGCCUCGCGGCAGCAGAGAGCAGCGGGAUCUUUUGGCCACGCGCAAUGGAGAUUCCAUGCGCUGGCAGCCUCGCCCAGAUCGAUGCUGGCCGAGCGGGUGGCUUCGACGGGGGCGGCGAGCCGGCCAGCGAGUCCGUCCCGGAGCGGGGCUUUGCGCGCGUCCGCCGCCCCGUCGUGCCGCAUUGGGACGCGCGCGCGCAGCUGGAGGCGGCUCCAUAUCUUCCGCCGGUCGCCGCCGCGCAGCCGCAGCAGCAGUGGCAGCAGCAGCUGGCAGCCGCCACCAGCGGCUUCGGCAUCCAUGGCGCCUACGGAGCGGCUGCGGCCCUCAGGGUGCGCAACGAAGUCCUCUCUGGAGCCGCGCCGGCGGAGGAGGACUCGGACGAGGAGGAGCGGCGACCCCUCGCCGCGCGCGCACCGAAGCGCGCGCGAGGCGACCCGCAGCAGGCUGGCGAGGGAGGGAGGGGCGAGGGAGGCGCGGGCGGCGCAGAGGGAGGCGCGGGCGGCGCAGAGGGAGGCGCCGGCUCCGACUCAGAGGAGGGCCGGCCGCUUGCCACCAGGCGGCGGGGGGCGGCGGCGGGGAAGCCGCCACCGAAGAUGGCGAACGCUUCACCGGAGAGCGGCGGCGAGGAGGUGGAGGCAGCCGGGGCGGCUGAGGCAGCCGGGGCGGAGGCUGCCGGCGCGGCGGAGAAGACGGCCGAGAGUGGGGCAGAGAUGGUUGGGGCGGAGGAGGGCGAGGAGGAGGGCGAGGCGGAGAGCGAGGUGGCGAGCCGGCAGGAGGUUGCACCACCAGAGGCAGUGGCCUACGCGCAGGCGCUCGCGCAGGCGGAGGAGGGGGCUGAGGCGGAGGAGGAGGAGGAGGAGGAGCCGGCGGCGGUGGAGGGUCCGAUGUCGGAUCACGUGCGGCGGCGGCGGCUGCGCUCGUCCUCCUUCUGCAUCACUUGGCGCGGCCUUCUCGACGUGGAGCCGUGGCUGUCGCAGCUCCGCAAGGCGACGGCCGUGCCGCUCGUCUCGUACUCGAUCGUGCACCUCGGCCGCGGCGCGCCACCGCCCUCGUGGGGCGUCGCGCCCGGCGACGCGCCGCCGCAGGCGCUGCGCUCGAAGGGCACCUACGCCGCGGUCAAGUUUGAGCGCGCCGUCGACGUGGCCAUGCCGCGCUUUGUGGGGCAGGAGGCGGGCGGAGGCGGCGCCCUGACCCCUUGCGCCGUGGAGACGCACCCGCUGCCCGAAGAGACGCUGAGGGGCCUGUUCGCGGACUGCUGCGCCGACCACGUCAUCGAUCGGUGGCAGUCGCUGCGCCCGCCGCGCGCGCCGCCGCCCUCGCGGGGGGCCGAUCGGACCCCGAUGGACGUGAACGCCGAGCAGUACGGCAAGUUCAUGGCGCCCGCGGCGCCGCUGCGCACGCCCUUGCGGCCGGAGGAGGUGGAGGAGGCGCUGGCGCAGCACGCGGCGGCCAUCCAGGAGGCGCUGGGCGUGCGGUGCAUCGACCCGCGCGCGUCGCCCGAGCUCUACACGUGGGCGCCAGAUUUGGAAGGCGCCCUCGCCGGCGAGGAGGCGGCGGCGCGGGUCGCCGAGCGCCGCGUCGUGGAGUGGGAGUGCCGGGCGGGGCACCGGUUCGGCGCGAGCGUGCAGUGCCUGAUGGCUCAGGUGCAGCGACGGCAGUCGCAGGCCUCGCGCGCGUCGGCGCGCUGGACCAACUCGGACGCGGCGUGCCCGGCGGCCGACCUCGGCCAAAAGGUGCUCCUCGAGGCGGGCGUCGCGUGCGAGUCGGCCGAGUUCGUGCCGCGGAGCGGGCAGUGCGAGCACCACGCGCUCUGCAUCCGGGGCAAGGGCCACCACGUGGCCCAGCCCUUCGCGUACGGAAGCGGCCAUCCCGCCUGGCUAUACCCCACCGGGACGACCUCGGGCAGGCAGGGCUGCGUGCUGCUCCGGGGGCCGCGCGGCGGGGGCCAGGCCCGCGUGCCGAUGGCCUCGCUGCCGAUCGCGGGUGGCGGCGGUGUCUUUAAGCUCACCUUUUGCUGCCGGCUGGGUCACCGGUGGCAGACCAGCGAGCGGCUCUUCAACCACACCGAAGGCGGACGCAACCGCGUGAGGAUCGGCAAGUCGGAGCUGCUGAACGCCGGCGCCUACAACGCCAAGCUGGUGGGGCCGCACUCCUGCUGCGAGUGCAAGCUCAAGGGGCAGCGCGACCUGCUGCAGAGGGCGGCGAGCAGCUACUACGGCAGCCGGGACCCGGGGCCCAGCCCGACGGACGCGGCGGCCGAGUGCGAGCGGCUGCUCGCGCUUGACCGCGACGCCAGCGCGUGGGCGGUGCUGGGCCUCACGGGGCACGACCGCGGAGCGGCGCGGCAGCGCUACUACGUCCUCGCCCGGCUGCUGCACCCGGACAAGUGCAGCCAGCGAGGAGCCGCGGACGCGUUUAAGCGCGUCGCCGACGCGUUCCGACGGAUCGACGGCUCCUCGAGCUUUUGA
This is a messenger RNA of Emiliania huxleyi CCMP1516, 2820 nucleotides long. RefSeq lists its product as hypothetical. Lineage: Eukaryota; Haptophyta; Isochrysidales; Noelaerhabdaceae. Gene Ontology annotation, molecular function: DNA binding; DNA-binding transcription factor activity. Bases 1 to 2820 code for a protein of 939 amino acids. The record is from RefSeq and is a predicted model, not a curated record. The transcript has 4 exons. Gene Ontology annotation, biological process: regulation of DNA-templated transcription.